AUGAGUACUAUGUUCGCUGAUACUAUCCUGAUCGUGUUUAUAUCGGUGUGCACAGCGCUGCUGGCUGAGGGUAUAACAUGGGUUCUGGUUUACCGAACAGACAAGUACAAGAGAUUAAAAGCAGAAGUGGAAAAGCAAAGUAAAAAAUUGGAAAAGAAGAAAGAAUCCAUAACAGAAUCAGCUGGGCGCACUCAAAAGAAAAAAAUUGAACGCCAAGAAGAGAAACUCAAGAACAAUAACAGAGAUCUCUCUAUGGUUCGAAUGAAGUCUAUGUUUGCUAUUGGCUUUUGCUUUACAGCACUUAUGGGCAUGUUCAACUCAAUAUUUGAUGGACGGGUUGUAGCAAAGCUGCCUUUUGUGCCACUGUCCUACAUUCAGGGACUCUCGCACAGAAACCUCAUUGGAGAAGAUUACUCUGACUGCUCAUUUAUCUUCUUGUACAUACUGUGCACCAUGUCCAUUCGACAGAAUAUCCAGAAGUUGUUGGGACUUGCUCCAUCUCGUGCUGCUACAAAACAAGCUGGGGGAUUUCUGGGCCCCCCACCCCAGGCAGGAAAAUUCUCCUAGGUCUCAUAGGACUGAAUUGUCCUUAGGGAUUUUCACUGCCAUCUCUCACUCAUUUAAAGACUGUAACAAGGACUCCAAUAUGAUUACAAACAUGCCAUUUAUGGAUCAGCCAGCUUCUUCGCCCUCUUAACCGUUUCACAUGCAAGGGAUUUUAAGACUCUUGGCACAACUGACAACAGUCAAGUCAUACCCAGUUGUGUGUUUUUCCAUUAUAAUUUUUGUUUUUUCUUAAAAGUUCUUUAAUUUAUAUAUUGAUUUGAAUUUUGACCGCAAGUAUUUCUCUUGAUAGAUCUCCAAUAAGAAGCUCCUACCUUAAUUACUGGGGAUAAAGUAAAAUCCACACCAAGUACUGGCAAAUGUCGAUAUCGCUUAUGUGUAGAACUGCACUCGGCUUGCUAUUUAGUAGGAUAAACAAAGCCCUCUGGAAUCAGUGAUAUAUUUUGAGUGGCGGCCGAGUGCAUUUUCCUAUUCCUGAGAGUUAUUGUAUUAGGAUGCUGUGGGCACAGGACCAGUAGCGCCAGUGCUAUUGGUAACCCAUGUCAGUGCCACACAAUGAAUCCUUUGUGGGAAUUCCCUAUUAUCUGACAAUGAAUUAUUUGGUAUUUAUGUGAAAUGCAUCAGCUCCACAUGAAAAUUAAAUGCCCGUUUUCCAA
This is a messenger RNA of Xenopus tropicalis (tropical clawed frog), 1220 nucleotides long. It is a transcript of the gene tmco1, whose product is annotated as transmembrane and coiled-coil domains 1. NCBI's taxonomy places the organism in Eukaryota, Metazoa, Chordata, Amphibia, Anura, Pipidae. The record is from RefSeq and is marked provisional. Gene Ontology annotation, cellular component: membrane; endoplasmic reticulum membrane. Gene Ontology annotation, biological process: calcium ion transmembrane transport; endoplasmic reticulum calcium ion homeostasis. Gene Ontology annotation, molecular function: calcium channel activity.